Molecule: messenger RNA, 1732 nt
Organism: Teleopsis dalmanni
Lineage: Eukaryota; Metazoa; Arthropoda; Insecta; Diptera; Diopsidae
Exons: 1
Source: RefSeq, a predicted model, not a curated record
UGCGGUGGUGGUGUUGAUGUUGUGAGACGAACUACCUGUCCUGCAACAUCAGCAGCACCAACCGCAGCAACGGCAACAACAUCGGCAACAGCACCUAUACCGUUACCCCCUAAAAAGCAUCGUUACGCAACACAAACAUCUAAUGCUGCAACAACUUUCACAAGCAAUACUUGCGAUGAACAAGAAUAUGAUGAGUAUUAUCCACAACAAUACGAACAGCCCCAACAGCCACAACAAUCACAACAAUCACACCGUCAUACAUCUUCCCGUUCUGCAACAUCAGGAAAACAUCAACGAGCUGCGACUUUUGACGUAUCAGAUUCACGAGACUAUGAGCUGCAAAGAUUGGGUAACCGUAGAUCACAUGCGGCAAACAGUAAACAUCGCAGUGGUAGCAAUGAUACACGUAUUGAGCGUGCACAUCAUGAUCGAGAACGAUCUCGAAGUGAUCAUCGUAUUUCCUCAUACGCUUGUGAUGAUAUGUUAGUAAACGGUAAUGUGCAACCACGUCAACAAAGACGCGAAAAAACAUUUAAGGUAUGAUUUUUAGAGACGUCAUAAAAAUUUUCCACUUCUUUUGGAGGCUCGGUUGACAGAUGGUAAUGUAUAAAAUUAUAACUGACAACUCAAGUACAAUGGUAAAAAGAAGCAGCGGCAACGGCGGUUUUGUAAUAAUAAUUGUAUCAUUUCGAUUGUAAUGCGAGCAGCGAUGAACCCUCGUUUAUAUAAAUCGUAGUAGUAGUAGCAAAUAAAGUAAAUAAUUUUUGAAAACUAAAAAAGGUGCAUAAAAAUACAUUUUUACAAAUCAAAUAUACAAAACAAUUCAAUUAUAAUCGAAGUGCAGGUUAAAAUCGACAAGUUAAAAAUAAAGUUAACCCUAAUUUAGGACAAAAACAACCAUAUAUUGACCGGAAGAAGCUUUUCUGUUAGGAAAAUAUUUUUUAAUACAAUAUGUAUAUUGUAAAUGCAUAUUUUUAAUAUAUUAUCAUAUUGAUUUUUAAAAACACAAUUACGAUUUGUAUGCACAUAAGAAUUCAGUUUUAAUAAGAAAAGAAAUAAGAAUUGAAUUAUUUUAUGAUUUCAAAUAAACGCAAAUAAAAUUUAUUAAGGGUAGUUACGAAAUCUCCUGAAUGUAAAAUAUAUACAAAAUAGUGUAUAAUAUUGUUUAAAUUCGAUCAAGAGUUCGAGAGUUGAUUAAGCUGUUGUACCUUAGGGUUGUCAUUUUAUAUAAUUUGCUGUGUAGAAGAGGAUUAUCAUAACUAUUAUGACUUUUUGUUAUAACGUUUGCAGAAAACUGAAGCCAAAUUUCUACAAAUUUUAAUCAAUUAUUUUAUUUUUCCACUUUAUUUCUAUACCAUUUUUAUUUGUAUAAAAACGACAACAACAACAACAGAGCAGCUAAUUUAAACGACAGAAAUUUUAACAAACCGUGCAAGUGAUUUCGUGAGUGCCCUAAUCAAUAAUAAUAAUUACAAAUGAAACCAAUAAGUAUUAGUAAUCUAAUUUAACCUAAGUGUGGUUCAAAGAAAUAACAAAAAAAUUUAAUUAAAACAAUUUGGAUUGAAGCAGCAGAAAAGCUUCCUAUGGUAUAUGGUGUAAAUAUAACAAAAAUUUUCGCAAAAAUUCUGUUUUACACGUUUAAUCGCACAAUUAGAAGACACCAAAUAUUACUUUUUUGUCCUUAUCGUUUGCGAUAUAUGUUCUUAACUACAUUUUGUUAUGUUGUUUACAU